This is a messenger RNA of Arachis ipaensis, 474 nucleotides long. RefSeq names its product pathogenesis-related protein 1B-like. The record is from RefSeq and is a predicted model, not a curated record. NCBI's taxonomy places the organism in Eukaryota, Viridiplantae, Streptophyta, Magnoliopsida, Fabales, Fabaceae.
AUGACAAGUUUUAUAACGCUAAUCCCAUUAUGCUUAUUGGCACAAAACUCUCCACAAGACUAUCUUGAAGGUCACAAUAUUGCACGUGCAGAAGUUGGGAUUAAUCCUCUGUUGUGGGAUAAUGAGUUAGAAUCACAUGCCAACACGUUUUUGAGUAAACACAUUGUGGAUUGCCUUGAUAGGGUAUCUAUAUCCCCUCAUCCUAUGUACGGUCAAAACAUUUUGAGUGGUCCAUCCAAAAGCCUUACAGGAGCAUUUGCUGUGGCAAAGUGGGUGGCACAAAAACAAAAUUACGACUACAGAUCCAACACUUGCAUUGGUGGUAACCCUGCUAAUUGUGUUGCCUACACUCAAGUUGUUUCCAAGGCAUCUACUUAUGUAGGAUGUGCUAGAGCCAAUUGUCUUAAUGGAAGAACUCUUGUUACUUGUUACUAUCACCCUCCAGGCAACAUCUUAGGUCAUCGCCCCUACUAA